Messenger RNA from Abrus precatorius (Indian licorice), 1139 nucleotides. RefSeq names its product transcription factor DIVARICATA-like. Gene Ontology annotation, molecular function: DNA binding. NCBI's taxonomy places the organism in Eukaryota, Viridiplantae, Streptophyta, Magnoliopsida, Fabales, Fabaceae. The record is from RefSeq and is a predicted model, not a curated record. The transcript has 2 exons. Bases 171 to 884 code for a protein of 237 amino acids.
ACCAAACGCAGCAGCGAAAUCUCCUAGAAAGCGAGUCUCUCUCUUCUCUCCCUUCUCUCUCUUCGUUUCACAGAGUCAGCGAAAACAAACAAACAAACAAUUGGAACGCGAAACACAGCAACACCAUCCACACCACACCUUUGAAUUCAACUUAGAAAGCGACAACGACCAUGUUUCAGGAGAGCAGCGCCACGCGGUGGCCGACUCAGCCACUUCACCCGACUCAGUGGACACGCUACCACGACAAGCUCUUCGAGCGAGCCCUCUUGAUCGUGCCGGAGGACCAGCCCGACCGGUGGGAGAAGAUCGCCGAGCAGGUUCCCGGUAAGUCGGCGGCGGAGGUCAGGGAACACUACGAGGCUUUGGUUCACGACGUCUUCGAGAUCGACUCGGGCCGAGUCGAGGUGCCGAGUUACGUUGAUGACUCGGCGGUGUCCAGUGGCGGCGUGUCUUCGUGGGACUCUUCAAAUCAGAUCUCAUUUGGGUCCAAACCCAGGCAUGGCGACAACGAAAGGAAGAAAGGAACGCCUUGGACUGAAGAAGAACACAGGCUGUUCCUAAUUGGGCUAAGUAAAUUUGGCAAAGGAGAUUGGAGAAGCAUAUCAAGAAAUGUUGUUGUGACAAGAACACCGACUCAAGUAGCUAGUCAUGCCCAAAAGUACUUCCUUCGCCAAAAUUCAGUGAAGAAAGAGAGGAAAAGGUCAAGCAUUCAUGACAUAACCACUGUGGAUAGUAACUCCGUGCCUGUGCCCAUUGAUCAGAAUUGGGUUCCUCCUCCGGGUGGUUCGGUGCAGCAGUCACGAGAGAUGCAGCAGUAUCCAUCAAAUAACUUGCAUGACCAAAUGGGUAGAUUUGGUUACUCAAAUUAUGGCUUUGAAAUGUAAAGAAUGCUAAGAACCGCAUGUUCUGUAUAUAGUGAUGUACCUGUGAUUCAUCUGUUCUUUGUAUAGUUUAUGGUUUUGAUAGCUGAUAGAGUUAUUAGGAGUAAUGCUAAUUGAAUGUAUUAGUGUAGGUUUUGUUUUAUUUUGUUUGUGAAUCACAUAUAUGAACUAGUGAGGAGGGGUGGUAGUGAAAAACAAAUAGGGAACUUUUAGAAAUGAAUUCAAAUAGUAAUGGAAAUUCUUUGUCUGUGUCUAAUC